AUGGAACGACCACCAGGGGGCCAUAGACCCAACCCUUACCAGACAUACCCUCAGCCUCGCUCUGCGAAUCCACAGUCUGCGCUGCCGUCUCGGGGUCAAAAUCCACAACCUGCGCUCCCAACUCGAGGACCGAAUCCACAGACUGCACUUCCACCACGGGGACCAAAUCCACAGUCAGUUGUUCCACCCAGGGGUGCAAACCCACAACAAAACCUUCCAAAUCGCGUUCAAAAUCCACAGGCGGCAGUUCCCCGCCCACCGAAUCCACAGUCAGCACCUCCCAGAGCCCCCAUUCCUCCUCCACUACCCAUUCCUCGGCCCCCGAACCCGCAGUCGGCGCCUCCUCGUGUACCUAACCCUCCAAAUACCACUGCGCGUCCAACAAAUGGACGCCCAGCUACGCCCCACCCAGCACAUCCACAGCCUCAACAUCCGCAGAUAGUACACCCCCAUCCGACGUAUCCGAACCCCAACAACCCUUACCCUCAUAACCCUUACCCUACUCCUAACCCUCACACAACACACUCUCGGCCUGCACCUAGCAACACUCUGAACACGCACUCUGUUCCAAUCAACGGACAUACCACCCGCCCGCCUCCCCAAAAUCACUAUCAAGAUGACCUGGAUGAUGACGGAGACGACCUCACAGAUGUUCCUCACCAGCAGGACGUUGACCGGCGCGCCCGACGCUUAUAUCUCCAAAAGAUCGCACACACCACUGUCGAGGCGAUCAACAACGGGAUUGUCGACGUUUCAAAGACAAUGCGGCGCACGCGGUUGUAUACUCCUGACUCCCCCGAACUCAUAGACUGGCAGUACCCACCGCGGCACAGCUGGUACGCGCCAAACAGGAACCCUGCCAAUAUCCUUGUACUAGGCAUGUCGACGCUGCAGGGCGUCCAGUACUUCUACUCCGGGCCAUCGCUGCUAGCAACCUCGUCCUCAGAGCCGAUGGGGACGGCGACGGGCACAGGGACGACUACGAAUGUGAAUACAAAUACAAACGGGGACGGGGAGGGCGUCGCGCGUAUUGGCGUGCUCAACUUCGCUUCGGCGACUCAGCCAGGGGGUGGCUUCCUUGAGGGUGCGCGGGCGCAGGAAGAGUCGAUCGCGCGCUCGUCAACACUGUACGUCUCGCUCACCACACCCGCCGCGCGCCCGUUCUACGCGGCGCAUGCGAAGGACAGCGGGGGCGGGUUCUAUUCACAUGCCAUGAUAUACUCGCCGAAUGUGCACAUAUUCAGGGACGAUAAUGGUGGGUGGGUGAAGCCGCACCAGGUGGACGUGCUUACGAGCCCCGCGGUGAAUGCUGCGCAUGUCCGUCGUGCGAGUCGGUUCAGGCAUAUCCCGCCGGCGCAGCUGGAGGCGAACAUUGAAGAGGUGAUGCGCGAGCGCAUGGCGCGUGUGUUGGCACUUUUUGAGCGGCAGGGCGCGCGGAACCUUGUGCUAGGUAGUUUCGGCACGGGUGUGUUUAAAAAUGAUGUCCGAAAGGUGGCAAGGGUGUGGAGGGAGCUUUUGGUGAGUCAGGGAGCGCGAUUCUCGCGGUCGUUCGAAAAUGUUGCGUUUAUGAUUCCAGAUGAUGAAACGAGGGCGGUUUAUGAGUCCGUUUUGAAUCCCAGAAGGAGGGGGAGAAAUUCUAGCUUUUGA
Psilocybe cubensis is the source of this 1647-nucleotide messenger RNA. RefSeq lists its product as uncharacterized. The transcript has a single exon. The record is from RefSeq and is a predicted model, not a curated record. The coding region runs from base 1 to 1647 and encodes 548 amino acids. NCBI's taxonomy places the organism in Eukaryota, Fungi, Basidiomycota, Agaricomycetes, Agaricales, Agrocybaceae.